This is a messenger RNA of Cottoperca gobio, 2334 nucleotides long. RefSeq names its product ELOVL fatty acid elongase 7a (gene elovl7a). Gene Ontology annotation, biological process: fatty acid elongation, saturated fatty acid; very long-chain fatty acid biosynthetic process; fatty acid elongation, polyunsaturated fatty acid. The coding region runs from base 138 to 1061 and encodes 307 amino acids. The transcript has 8 exons. Gene Ontology annotation, molecular function: fatty acid elongase activity. The record is from RefSeq and is a predicted model, not a curated record. Gene Ontology annotation, cellular component: endoplasmic reticulum membrane; endoplasmic reticulum. NCBI's taxonomy places the organism in Eukaryota, Metazoa, Chordata, Actinopteri, Perciformes, Bovichtidae.
GAACAUAGCUGGAAGCACACCUGUUGGGAAGCUGCAGGUGAGCCAGGAGUUGGGAUAUAGAUUCUUUGCCAGAUCAAAAGGAUUUUUAUCGAGUGGCAGCGGUAUCUUAAGGUAAAUUGCAAGGGUCUUGUCUGAAAAUGGAAAUUCUUGGUAAAUUGCAAGUAUCUGGUCUGAGAAUGGAAAUUGAUAAUAUAAAGUCUUCAGCCGCACUCAUUUAUGCUGAGUUCAUCCAAAAUGCAGACAGACGGACGGCGACCUGGUUCCUUAUGUCGUCUCCUCUCCCCCAAACACUCAUCAUUGCAGCGUACAUUUACUUUGUCACAUCGCUGGGGCCUCGGAUAAUGGAGAACCGCAAAGCCUUCGACCUCAAAGGAGUUCUCAUAAUCUACAACUUCAGUGUGGUGGCUCUCUCGCUAUACAUGUGCUAUGAGUAUGUGAUGUCAGGAUGGGGAACCGGAUACUCUUUUCACUGUGACUUGGUCGACUACUCUGAUUCACCUCAGGCUGCGAGGAUGGCAGCAACAUGCUGGCUUUACUAUUUCUCAAAGUUCAUUGAGAUGUUGGACACGAUCUUCUUUGUGCUGAGGAAGAAGAAUAGCCAGGUGACAUUUCUUCAUGUCUACCACCACUCAAUCAUGCCCUUCACGUGGUGGUUUGGAGUUCGCUUUUCUGCAGGUGGAAUGGGGACAUUUCAUGCCCUGCUUAACUGUGUCGUCCAUGUUAUCAUGUACUCUUACUACGGCCUGACUGCUUUGGGCCCCAAGUACCAGAAGUAUCUGUGGUGGAAGAAAUACCUGACUACCAUUCAGCUGAUCCAGUUUGUUAUGGUGACUAGCCACAUCUCCCAGUAUUUCUUCAUAAAGGACUGCACCUACCAGUUCCCCAUCUUUAUCUACAUCAUCGCCUCUUACGGCCUGAUUUUCCUGUUCCUCUUCCUCAACUUUUGGUACCACGCCUACACCAAGGGAAAGAGGCUGCCUAAAGUACUGCAGAAUCAGACAUGGGCACACCACAGCAACGGAGUUAUGAAUGGAAAUGCCAGUCAUGAAAAAGAAGAGUGAGGGAAGAGGGGUUGACCUCAAUUAUGUAAGCAAACAACUGCAGACUUGAGAUUCAACCCCAAUGGGUUUGAACUAUAUUUUCUGAUUUUUCUACUUGCAACUGCAAAAGACAAUCUUUACAUUUUGACAACUUAUAUUUAGAGUCAAGCUGAAGGGUUUUAUCUGUUGUUAUUUACAAUUGAAAGUAAAGCCCAAGUUCUGCAAUGGAAGUUCUCAAAUAUCCCUCCUUUCUGCUACAGUAUGGUUUUAAAAUAAUUUCAAGCGUCCAAAAUCGACUCCACUAUUCACACUGACUAUAGGGCUUAUCCUAUAGCAACUUUACUUGAUCUUACUUCUCAAAGGAGGUUUGUUUUUGUUUUUAGGAAAUCCAGUUUAGGAUUUUUAAAGUUGAGCACUGAAAAGUUUUUAAUUUCACCUGGCCAAAAAGUCAUGUUGACAGUUUAAAGACUAUAUAUUUUAUAUGGUGUUCAGGCUACACAUGUCCUGUCGUUCAGGUCGUUGUUGACUGGUUGCAUGCAUGCACAACAGGUUGGUUUUUAAAGAAAGAAAAGGAGAGCGUUUUGAUCACAUGCACGCCCACUUCUCUAUGGUUUGAGUCACUGCUGCUGAUGGAACAGACAUUCAGUAACAAAAAAUAUAUUUUAUACAGUAAAAUUAAGUUAUUCUCCUAUGAAGCGAUGAUGUGACAGAGAAGCCGAGAGGAAGGCUGACAAACCACUGGUUCUUGUAGGAUCCAGAGCUUGAGCUAGUUUUACUACUUGUUGCAAAAUAACACUAUUACAGGACUGCAAUAUGCACAAUUACAUGGAUUUACUAUUUAGCCAACUAGUCAGAAAACGUGAGCCUUGCUUGCCUGCUUUAAGUAUUUUGCUUCAUUUGUUGAAGUUCUGUGGCUAAUGAGGUCUUCAGGUGGCUGCAGCCAGGUAGUGCCUGUGGAUUGAGGUCUGGAGUAGUUUUUAUAUCAAGUUGUUAUGAUGAUCUUAAACUUAAAAGUGAAUGUAAUGCUCCUAUGGUGACUGAGGACACAGGAUUGAGCUUGAUGUGGAAAGACUUCCCCUUUUUUUUUUUUAUUCGGGUGCAAGCCCAUGUAACACUAAAGAUUUACAGAUGCACGUUGCAUACAAAUGGGGGGGUGAACUUUUUUUUGUUCAGUUCCUUGGCAGCUCCCUUAUUAUAUCAAUAGUUAAUACUGUAAGAAAUGAUGUGAAAAUGUUUAUAUUGUUAUAGUAUUUUAUAUGUAUUUAUAAGAAAAUAAAUGAAACUUUGAAAAUUG